Molecule: messenger RNA, 3895 nt
Organism: Octodon degus (degu)
Lineage: Eukaryota; Metazoa; Chordata; Mammalia; Rodentia; Octodontidae
Gene: Sgo2
Product: shugoshin 2
Exons: 9
Coding region: 47-3751 (1234 amino acids)
Biological process (GO): meiotic chromosome segregation
Cellular component (GO): nucleus; chromosome, centromeric region
Source: RefSeq, a predicted model, not a curated record
CGUGCCGGGCUCUCGCGCCACGGGGCGCUACCGUUUGUGCGGAGUGAUGGAGUCUUUGGGAAUGAGGCCAGACUCGGUGACCUCAGCAAUUAAGAGGCGUGUUAAAGACAAGAGAGCUUCAAAGACUACGCUGAAUGUUUCUCUUGCUUCAAAAAUCAAAACAAAAAUAAUAAACAAUUCUUCUAUUUUCAAAAUUUCCCUAAAGCACAACAACAGAGCGUUGGCUCAGGCUCUCAGCAGAGAGAAAGAGAACUCCCGAAGAAUUACAACUGAAAAGAUGCUAUUGCAAAAAGAAGUGGAGAAGCUGAACUUCAAGAAUGCCUUUCUUCAGCUAAAGUUAGAUAAGUUGAAUAAGAAGCUCAUAGAAAUAGAAGCGCUCCUGAGCAACAACUUGAUAGCUGCAAUUGAAAUGAGCAGUCUUUCUGAGUUCCAUCAGAGCUCCUUUCUGCCGUCCACUAGCAAGAAGAAGCGGCCCAGCAAGCAGUGCGAGUUAAUGCGUCUUCCGUUCGCAAGGGUCCCGUUGCCGCCUAACGAGGAUGAGGAUGACAAGGAAAAGACGCCAGGGGGUAGCAGUGUCGCGUCAAGGGCGUUGCCUGGCACUCCGCCUUCAGCAUCAACAGGGCCAUCUGCACCGACUCAGCAUACUGUGGGCACGCUACUUCUUACGGAAAAUGAUUGGAGUCUGUGUGGUCCGGGUGGUGCGGAACAUGUUUCUAGUGUCCCUGCACCUCCCAAAGAGCCCCACUUAGACCGACGUUCCCAGCGUGCUGUGGUGAGCGAGAUGACCAGUGGCCUGUGCAGCAGCGAUGAGAGGGAGAAGCUGUCCCUUAGUAAUGUGACUGCCAGGAAGAAGCGUGGGUUGUGCUGGGCCUCAGAGGACCUUCCUGUGGAUGCACCCUCAGCGGCAGCCUCGGGGCCACAGCAGAGUCUGAGUCCCGCAUCGGGCAGGAACAUGGAGACGGAGGGCUGCGCUACUGCUGCUGCUACUGAGAAGAGCAUCACAGUGCCCAGAAAUCCGCCAGGCCUCGCUGGCCUCAAGAGCCCCCCUGCACCUUCCAGGAAGCCCGGCACAGACAGCGCAGGGCACAUGCAGGAGGGUGAGGACCCCCAGGAGCAAGCAACCGUGUAUGGAGCGGACAUGGAGCUGACAGCCACCGAUGUGAGCACAAUUGUCACCGUUACCCGAGGCGGCAGGCCUAAGAGCAAUAAAAAGAUGAACGACUGUGAGGGCAAGGCUUCCAGGAAGGCAAGAGACCAGAGCUCUGAGGCAAAGAGAGAAGGGCCACAGAGAAAAUGUAAACUUAGUGCAGGCAUGCACGCCGAGGGGCAGGCUGAGAGUGGGCCGCAGGGACGCUCUGCGUGCAGCGGCUGCAGCGGGGACUCGGGAGACCCUGAUUUCAUCGUCAGUACUGCACAGCCGUCUCCAUCAAAUCUGCGGAGGAAAACAACCCUUCAUCGUGGCUCUGGUGCAGAGGGCAGACACAGUGCCCAGUGCAGCAGACAGGAGAAAGGAUGCGAGGCCAGCACGCAGGGGACAGCAUCCCCUCCCUCCCCCAGUGCAGGUGGGGCCCUGCGAGAGGGAGGCAUGCGUAAGCCCCAGAACUCAAAAGCAGGCAGUAGAAGUAAAGCUUCCAGACAGACAUGCGUGAUUCGGAAGAUAGAAAAAGAUCCCUUAUUCUCAAACCGAGAUGAUAAAGAAACCAUUUCUGAAAACCUGGAAGUAGCACAGGAAUUUCAGGCAGCUGAUCUUUCCUCCAAAGAAAAUGAAAAUGUAUAUGCCUAUGAGAUCCAGAAUCUGUUAAACAAGCGUGUCUCUGAUAGGCAGCCUGCCAGUCAGUCAGAAGUCAAGCUUAAGCAGAAAGUAAGCAGAAGGACAGAAAUAAUUUCUCAAGUAAACCAGUGGUGUGAGGACAACAGUAAACAUGUGCACACCCCCCAGCAGAGGAAUGGUUUCUUCCACGUGGAUAAAGAGACCGCCUCUGGAAACCUGGGCGUCUCAGAAGACCUUCACAGGCCCAGUCCUUUCCUGAGCAAUCACGGAGGCCUGUGUGCCCGUGAGACCUGGAACUCAUUCAAUUUGCAGAAGCCAAUCAUUCCUGCGUACCCUGUUCAGCAAAAUGAGUCCAAAAUUAAUAAGUUUAGGCAGAAAGUAAAUCGGAAGACAGAGAUAAUUUCUGAAACAAAUCAUUUUGAUGAUAAUAAAAGUGGCAGUUGCUCAGAAAAAGGUAAUUUGCUCUUCCCCCAGAAGGAGAAGGAAGUCCUCGCUGCAGAUGCAAAAGACCUGAGUGAGUUUCAGGCCCCUGGUCUUCCUCCCCAGGACAGCGAGCUGUGUAAGUGCGAAGCUGAGACUGCUUCGACUGUGAGGAAGCAGAUCUGUGGUGUGCUAGCUGCAUGUCGGAAUGAUCCCAACACAGGGAGACUUGGAGGAAAGAGCUAUCAAAGUACAGAAAUCUCUGAGCUUACCCAGGGCCACGGCCUGCAAGCCCUGGAAAAAAGUAAUGUUGCUUCUCUAAUCCACAAGGAUGCUGAACCCAUUUCUAAAAGCCCAGAGGUCACACUUGAGUUUCAUACAGUUGAUUUUCCCACCAAAGAUCAUGAAAAUUUGUACAACUAUGAGACCCAGAAAAACUGUGUCACCAGUGUGCAGCUUCCUCAGCAGAAGGAAUCAAAAACAAAUAAGCUUAGACAGAAAGUAAAUCGGAAGACAGAAAUAAUUUCUAAAGUGAUCCAGAUAUAUGAGGAUAUUGAUAAUGAGGUACAUGGCCAAAAAAACUACUCAGAAGAUCUCGAUCUUAAAAUCGUUAGAUCUAAAAGAAGAUUCGAUCAAAAAACACUUAUAGGUGAAUACUAUAUGGAGAUCAACAGUGAUAUAGCUCCAGAUCCAUCUAAACUAGUUAAAAAGCAUAGAAGAAAGUCGUCAGGCAAGGCAAAGAACAUUCUGACAAGAGAUCAUAGCAGGUUGGCCUUGCCGCCUGCAGAUUCAUCACAGGCACCUGCCACCUCGGAGGCUGGCAUGGCAUGCGUCAGCAGUGGGCCUGACUCUGCCACUGGAGGGCCAGUUGCACAUCCCGGGCUUCAGAGACCAGUCUCUGUAACUCCAGACACAAACAGCCACGCUUCCUGGGUGGAGGCGAAGAAAGCUGGGCAGUGCCAGGCCACGGAGGUGACCAGGGUGAUACCCAGAGUGAAUCGGAGGACAACCUCCACAGCGCUUCCUCGUCGCUCCAAGGGAGCCGCGGCCCUUGUGCCGAGUGCUGCUCCCCGGAGGCCUGCUGGCUGUGAGCACGUGGACCAGGAAAACUGGGGCGAGAGUGGGAGGUCUUUUGGCAGUGAGCUGGACUUCUACACGAAGGCAUUUCAAUCUUUCUCUCAGAUACAUUCCCCUGAUAUGCAGUGUUCUUCCUCUGAUGGUGUCCAUGAGGGUUCAGUGCCUGUGAGUGUUUCUUCUAGUAAAUUCCUGGCCAUCAGAGACCUCUCUGUCCCUACGCAGUCACUCAGCUGUCGGGGCUGCAGUGACGAGCAUGAGAAGAUGAAGGAGGUACGAGCCAGUGUGGGCCAGAGAGCACAGAAGAAGCCAGCAACAGGUGACAGAACACUGCAGGACUUGACAAACACUGACUUCUUUUCAAGUAACACUGCAAAGUCUGAGAGUGAGUCAAGAGAAGGAGCUUCCCAGCCACCGAGCAAAAGACGGCGGUGCACACCAGUCAGUCUGAAAGAGCCCAGUCUCAAAAGAAAGAUGCGAAGAUGAUGUGAAGACUGACUCUAGCUUUUGUGAAUUCUCAAGCCACAAGAAGUCAGAACAGAAAUACAUGUGGGAUCACCAAGGUGGCACACGUGGAAGUUCUUUUUCCCCUUCAGCCUUUUCUUGGGUGUUGAUUUGGUUGUUCCUGUA